ACAACAUGUCGGACAAUCGGGCAUCUUGUGAGGAACUUCCAGCCAGCAGUAAAGCUGGCGCGAGGACGGAAUCCAGAUCAAGUUUGUAUGAAGAUGACGUUCCGCAGUCGGCACGUAGUGACGGCGCAGAUACCCCGGAUGUUGGUGAGAUGGAUAACGAACAGCGGGACAGACUACGGCUGACACGUGACCACAUCGUGCUGAGGUUACAGACUGGUCACGUGUUGGACCAUCUUCUACAGGAAAGGGUCAUCAGCGACAGGGACGUGGAUGAGAUCAUGGACCCCGAGAACGACACUAAGCAGCGCGCGUCCGUUCUGCUGGAAAUCCUCCCCAGGAGAGGUGCGCGCGCCUUCAAGGUCUUCCGGGACUCCCUGCUGCUGUGUGAGGCGGCCGACUACUCGGACCUGGUCACCGAGCUGGACAGGGUCGUGGUGGGGGGAACAGGAAUGCUACAGAAGGACGACAGAAUCCAGGUGGUCAUCCGGGUGCGCCCCUUGCGGGGAGAGGAGAAAGAGCAGGAGGAGGGGUGCCUGACUGUGGACACACGUCUCAUGCAGAUCUCCGUACCUACCAUGAACAAUGGCGUUCAACAGUUUAUCUUCAACAAGGUGUUCCCCGAGGAGACCACGCAGGCAGAGAUUUUCAACACCAUGGCCAGCCCCAUUGUGGACGCAGUUCUGGAGGGGUACAACGGAUGUAUACUUUGUUACGGAAAAACUGGCUCCGGGAAGACUUACACCAUGGCAGGACCAUCGGAUAGAGACCUGAACGAGAAAACAGAAGGCAUCAUCUACAGAGCAUUGAAACAGCUGUUCCUGAAGUCUCAGAAGAAAAAGGAUUGGAACAUCGCCUUCUUCGUCAGUGUCCUCGAAAUUUACAAUGAAAAGGUGUUUGAUCUGACGGUGCCAAGGAAGGAACGCCCGUCACUGGACAUCAGAGAAGACCCGUCCAACAGUUUGUUCUUCGCUAACAAUCUGGAGAAACACAACAUCACCAACGCCAUGGACGCCAUCAGGGUGUUCUUUGAGGCGUCAGCGUCAAGGAGAAGCAGAGCUACGGAGGUCAACGAACGCAGUUCGCGGUCUCAUAUGGUCUUCCAGGUUGUGGUGAGCAUCCUCCACAAAGAGGGGACAGAAUCAGGCCGUACGGGAGAGUUGUACCUGGUGGAUCUGGCUGGCAGCGAGACCGCAGGGGAAGUCAACAAGGACGCCGAGGGGCUCCGCGAGGGCGCCAACAUCAACAUGUCCCUUCUGCACCUCAAGGAAGUCAUCCGAGACCUGUCCGUUAAAAACCGCCAGGACUUUAAAUUCAGACGCAGCAGUUUGACUAUGCUGCUGAAGAGGGUUCUGACGGGAAAUUCGAAAACCGCUUUCAUCGUCAAUGUGGAUCCAUCUAAGAAGUCGCUGCGGGACACAAGAAGGUCUCUCGACUUCGCUUCGGAUGCGAAAAAGGUCAAAGUCAAGCCGAAGAUCAACUACAGCCCUUUGGAGUCUCUCCUUAUUAAGUACUUGAAGGAUAUUGGAGACUUGAAGAGACAGAUAAAGACAAUGAAGAAGAGCCGUAAGAAAAGUGCAGACGGCAAAAAACUGAGGUCGGCACGGAAGACCUCAGAUGUGGGGACGGAGGCUGAAGUAGACACGGCAUCUCUUACAUCGGAGUCGAAGGAGUCGUUUGACGUGGACAGGGUCCGUGAGCUGGUGAACUUCAGCGUGACCAACACGGCGCAGGACUUCCGCGCCAAGCUGGACGGGCUGCUCGAGGAGGAGCGCCGAGAGAUCAAGGACGAGAUCUCGGCACAGCUGAAGGGCUUCCAGCAGACCGUACAGGAGAAGAGCGAACAGGAGGCACAGCAAGCAAAAGAGAGCGUGGUGACCACAGACAAGUUGCUAGAGGAAGUUCACAGCAAGCAACAGCAGGUUUUGGAUGAACAACUGCAGACUAGACAGCUGCUGACGGACAUUAAGGAGCGGACAGCGGAAGAGCACACACGUGACGACACAUCCGGUCAGCUCAGCGACCAUGUGCAACAAAUGAACUUGGCAAUGGAGGACCUGAGAACUUUAAACCGAGAGUUGAGGUACGAGAUGGAGUCUCACUUAGAGAACAUCCGACAAGACAUGAGGAACAGAGAUGAUAUCACUGAUAAAAGUUAUCAUGAAGAAUUCAAGAAGCUACAGACGAACUACGCAGACUUGAAGAUCGAGAUUAACUUCCUCGCACAAGCUUUCAAGGAACAGGCGAAGGCUGCCGAGGAGAGAAGGGCUCAGGACGAGACCGAGGCGACAGCGACAGAUGGUGAUACACAAACAGUCAAGCCCAACCAUGGGUCCAGAACUAGUACUCCGCCACACAGAGAUCCCCUAUCGUCGCUAGAAGCUGGCACUGAGACUUCGUGUUGCGAGUGUUGUGAGGUGUGCUGUACGGGUACCUGGUACAGGCGGCCGGGAUACGCGUGGUUCAGCGUGCGGGGCAAAGGCGCUGGCUGGGUGACACUGCUGGUCAUGUUUCACCUGCUUCUCUGCCUGCCCAUCUUUCCCAUCAUCCUGUUUUAUUUCUACACGAGGAGAUAUUACCAGGAGACAAGUCGGCUGCAUCCGACCGGAGAAUCACCGAUGAAAGAGGACGGAGAGACAAUGUCGCGGGCGAUACAGGACUCCUAG
Branchiostoma floridae (Florida lancelet) is the source of this 2663-nucleotide messenger RNA. Its product is annotated as kinesin-like protein KIF3A. Gene Ontology annotation, biological process: regulation of apoptotic process; microtubule-based movement. NCBI's taxonomy places the organism in Eukaryota, Metazoa, Chordata, Leptocardii, Amphioxiformes, Branchiostomatidae. The record is from RefSeq and is a predicted model, not a curated record. Gene Ontology annotation, cellular component: kinesin complex; microtubule. Gene Ontology annotation, molecular function: microtubule motor activity; microtubule binding; ATP binding. The transcript has 15 exons. Bases 6 to 2663 code for a protein of 885 amino acids.